AUGCCAACCCGGUUCUCAAAGGGGUACGAUAUUCCUAGGGAAGCUAUCUCAAGAAUUAUAGGAAGAUACGAAAAUACUCGAUCUACCACCUAUACAUAUUUGGACGAGGGUUUGAGAAGUACUAUUCAUAAGGCCCACCGAGACUUUAUUGUCAAAACUGUUGACAAGAAUAAUACAAUUACUCUCAGGGAACUUAUGGGAAAAUUUCUAGGCUGUUUUGACGAAAUACGAAACAUCGGUAUCUUUACUUUGUGCAGGUUUUUGGAUGAUAUCGAAAGGCUCACAUUGAAGAGAUCUACUUCAAUGGAAGAAAAGAAAAAUGAUCCAGACACUUUUACCCAAAGAAAUUAA
Molecule: messenger RNA, 351 nt
Organism: Phycomyces blakesleeanus NRRL 1555(-)
Lineage: Eukaryota; Fungi; Mucoromycota; Mucoromycetes; Mucorales; Phycomycetaceae
Product: Homeodomain-like DNA binding domain-containing transcription factor
Exons: 1
Coding region: 1-351 (116 amino acids)
Source: RefSeq, a predicted model, not a curated record